Molecule: messenger RNA, 605 nt
Organism: Amphimedon queenslandica
Lineage: Eukaryota; Metazoa; Porifera; Demospongiae; Haplosclerida; Niphatidae
Product: neurofilament medium polypeptide-like
Exons: 3
Coding region: 172-450 (92 amino acids)
Source: RefSeq, a predicted model, not a curated record
UGUCCCGACGCAUGGUUUACCAACAGUAUGCUGAUGCUGGUAGGGAACAUACUCUCUGUGAAAGUUCCUUUAAAAGAAUAUGGAGAAAGUAUAUUCCCCACAUUUACAGCUUCAAGCCAAUGACAAACUUAUGCUGGACGUGCAAAAAGAACAGCACUGCAAUUUUAAGGAAUGCUGGGUGUGAGAUUGAGCAUCAGUCUGAGAAGAAAAGGAGACAUCAUAGGGGUAAAUGGAAGCAUUGACGAGGUGGCGGGAGAGGAGCAGGAAGAGGAGGUGGCCAAGGAGGAGGAGAUGGACAAAAAAGAGGGGCAGCUGGCCAAGGAAGAGGGGGAGGUGGCGAAGGAAGCGGGGGAGGUGGCCAAGGAAGAGAGGGAGGUGGCCAAGGAAGAGGCCAAAGAGGAAGAGGAGGCCCUGCUACAACAGAUUCAUCCACAAGUGCAAAGACAAUAAACUAUUUUAACAUUACAUGUAAAAGAUAACUGUUUUGUUGCAUUAGUAACUUUAUGUGUAUGUAUAAUGUAUAUAGUGUUAUAGUGUAAAUUAUUGUUUUAUUUUUUAUUUCUGGUACUCAGUAUUAAUUACUGAUGUACCCUCAGUACUCCAAA